AUGCUUCCGGUGCCGGCCGGGCGGACGAAUUUCGUCGUCGCCGUUCGCUGCCGACAUUUGAACGCGCACGAGGAGUCCAUCGCACCGCUGCGCUACCCGCGACGCAGCGACACCCACCACCACUGCGUCUUCUUUAACCAUACCCCGGCUGUGCACAACGCGUCACGGAUAGCAGAGACCACACACGCGACGGCUGUUCUUGUCGACCCUGACAGCAGCAGCGAUUUCUCCCCGCUGUGGUGCAGCAGCCGCGGGGCAUCGCCGCAAGACCAAUCCUCAUCGCCGCUGCUGCUUCGGCUUGAGGCACGAGAGUUGCAACGCGCGUUGACUAGCAAGGACGGGGUGCGCAGCUUCGCCUUUGACAAGGUGUUUCCACCUGCCUCCACAAAUGAGGAGAUCUACACCGCCCUCGUACAGCGGCUGGUGAUGGCAGCCGAGCACGGCUACAACGGCACCUUCUUCGCGUACGGCCAGACAGGCACAGGGAAGAGCUACACUGUGUUCGGAGAGAGUACUGGUGGCAGCAGCGUGCUCGGUCUCAGCAGCCUCGUGGCGGCUGACUUGUUUGGCCAGCGUCACCGCCCGGAGUGGUACAGCAACGAUGCGGGCAUCAAGCAGCACGGCGAGAAGGCGAUAUUUGUGUCAUUUCUCGAACUGUACAAUGAGCGGCUGCGCGAUCUCCUCGUCGACCCGGCCACAGCUGUGAGCGGGAGCAGUGUGCACAGCCGUGUGGGUGUUGCUCGCUAUGAUGAUUUAGACGUCGUCGAGCACCCGGUGCAUGGAGUGCAGGUGCCGCACUUGACGCGCGAGCGUGUGCGCUGCGUGGCGGAGCUGGAGCAACUGCUGGAGGAGGGCAGCCGCCGCCGCACAAAGGCCGCCACCAACAGCAACGAGGCCAGCUCGAGGAGCCACGCGAUUGUGCAGUUUACGGUUCGGCAGUGCGUUGCGGAUGCUGCUGCUGAUGCUGAUGCUGCAUCUGUUUGUUAUGCUCGGACAGGAGGGAGGGAGGCGGCGGCGCUGCGUACAUUUCUUACGGCGAAGUUGUCGAUGGUAGACUUGGCUGGCAGCGAACGUGUGACGGGAUUCGAGGCCUUCACACGUUCAGCAUUCCCAUGCGGGAGCGUCACUGGUGGCCCUGGCGUCGUGCAGAGGCAACGUGACACUCGCCGCCGGGAGGGAUCGAACAUUAACAGGAGUCUUCUCGCUCUCGGCAACUGCAUCAAAGCCCUAGGGACUGUUUGCCGACAGCAGCAGCAGCGGCAACAACAUCAACAACAGAGGUUGGAGCGGCUUCACAUCGCAGCUGGCGCGCCCGCUGCUUCUCCUUCCUGUUGGCAAGGGGCCACCAUCAGUGCGAAUGCUGCAGUGCCGCUCGAAGCGCACGUCCCAUACCGUGAUAGCAAACUGACGCGUCUGCUCAAAGAGUCUCUCGGUGGCAACACGCAGACGGUCAUGCUGGCUACCAUCUCUCCUAGUUGCACUUCUUUUGAGGAGACGCUUUCAACGCUGAGGUACGCUGCGCGGGCUAGGAGGAUCACACGUCCUGUGAAUCAGAACAUCGUUGUGGACGUGGCUGAGGAGGAAGUGGAGGAGUGUAUGAUACGUGGAGAAGACCGUAGUGCUGCACAUCUCUCUCGCCAAGGAUUUGAAGCGGAUUGUGAUGCAGGCAGACGGCUGCUGUUGCUUAAACUAGAGGCCGAGGUGCGUUCCUUGCAGACGCAACUGCAUGUCACAGAGGCCGCAACGGAGAAGAUGGGGUUGGCGCGGAAUAUGGACACACAUAGAGACGUCCCAUUCUCGGCAACAGAAGCGGCUGGUAUGACGAGGAGUAGCAGCAGCGGCAUCAUCAAAGGAAUAGGGGAAGGUCGCCUGUUGGCGCUGUAUAAUGAGACGCGGCGUGAACUGCAGGCACUCCUACAGGAGAGAGCCGCUGCUGCGUCUGCUGCUGCGAAGCGGGAGGAGAACACCGACAUCCACCGGUGCUCAGCGAACAAGGAGCUGAUCCGUGAACUGGUGCGGAAGGAGCGGCGUAAUGCACUCCUGCAGGAGCAACACCGACGCAUAGAUGCAUUUCUUUCAUAA
Trypanosoma grayi is the source of this 2082-nucleotide messenger RNA. RefSeq names its product kinesin-like protein. The record is from RefSeq and is a predicted model, not a curated record. NCBI's taxonomy places the organism in Eukaryota, Euglenozoa, Kinetoplastea, Trypanosomatida, Trypanosomatidae. Gene Ontology annotation, cellular component: kinesin complex; microtubule. The transcript has a single exon. Bases 1 to 2082 code for a protein of 693 amino acids. Gene Ontology annotation, molecular function: ATP binding; ATP hydrolysis activity; microtubule binding. Gene Ontology annotation, biological process: microtubule-based movement.